AUGGCGGCUUUCCCAGACCCGCUUACCUUCGAGAAGGAACCAAGGACAGACCUUCACACAACGAGCUCGUCAUUACAACGCUCAUCGCAAGAAGAUGUCACGACAUCUAUCGACCCAGCAAUGGAUCGCAGGGUGGUGAGGAAGUGUGACCUAUUCGUUCUGCCACCUGUGUUCGUCAUCUUCAUGGUGACCUUCUGGGACCGAGUGAAUAUCGGCAAUGCGAAGAUUCAGGGCAUGCCUAAGGAGCUGCACCUCAAGGGCCAGCAGUUCAACAUCGCGACUAUGAUUCUCUUCGUUCCAUUCAUCUUGUUCGAGAUACCCGAAAACAUUCUUUUGAAGAAGACGAAGCCUUACAUUUGGCUCACGAUCCUGAUCACUGGUUGCGGUAUCUCGAACAUGGCCAUGGGCUUCGUCCAUAGCUACAGCGCUCUUCUCGGCGUCCGCUUCCUGCUCGGGAUCUUCGAGUCGGGGAUUGGCGCUGGCUGUGUCUUCGUUAUCUCUAGCUACUACAAUCGCUACGAAUUGCCUAGCAAGCUUGCCAUCUGGUAUUUGUCAGGUAUCGCAGGCGCUGCUUUUGGUGGACUCUUGGCCUAUGGCAUCGUUCGCAUGGAUGGAAUGGCUGGCUACUCUGGUUGGCGCUGGAUCUUCAUCGUCGAAGGCUCGAUCACCGCCGUUGUUGGUCUGACCAUGUACUUCUGGCUGCCAGACUGGCCAGAAGGCACCAGCCGUAGGUUCUUGAAACCCGACGAGCAUGCUGUACUAUUGGCACGCCUGAAAGCCGACCGCACGAGUAGCGCCCAAAUGGAGCGAUGGGACCGCAAGCGUGUUCUCUCGGACUGGAGAAUCUGGAUCGGUACACUCAUGUACCUCUGCGUCAUCACCAGCACUUACGGUACCAGCUUCUACACACCUACGAUCUUGGUCGAGAUGGGCUUUACCGCUAUACACGCCCAGCUACUCACCUUCCCACCAUACGCCUGCGCCGCAAUCUUCUGCUUGACCUUUUGCAUGCUCUCGGAUCGGUUCAAGCACCGCUACGGCUUCCUCAUGGGCGGCGUGUGCAUCGGAACGCUAGGCUAUUCUAUCUUGCUUGCUCAGUCGUCGAACCCACACAUGCCUGUCGGAGCCAAAUACUUCGCGCUCUUCCCACUCAUCGCGGCACCACAGAUCGUACAACCUCUUACCGUGGCAUGGAUGAUGAACAAUGUCGGGGGACACUACAAGCGUGCUUUCGCUUCUGCAUGCCAGAUCGGCUUCGGAAGUGGCGGUGGCAUCAUUGCCAGCAACAUCUACUUCACCGCCGAUGCUCCUUACUUCCGAGUAGGCUUUGGAGUCUCGCUGGCACUGCUGCUACUCAAUGGUGUUCUGGCUACCAUUCUAUAUUUCUCGUUGAAGCGGGCGAACAAGGCAAAAGCUGAGGGCAAGCAAGAUCACCUGUUGCACGGCAAGGAUGCAGACAACCUCGGUGACGACCACCCUCACUUCGUGUAUACGUACUAA
Messenger RNA from Recurvomyces mirabilis, 1500 nucleotides. RefSeq lists its product as uncharacterized. Gene Ontology annotation, molecular function: transmembrane transporter activity. The transcript has 5 exons. Gene Ontology annotation, cellular component: membrane. The record is from RefSeq and is a predicted model, not a curated record. Bases 1 to 1500 code for a protein of 499 amino acids. Gene Ontology annotation, biological process: transmembrane transport. NCBI's taxonomy places the organism in Eukaryota, Fungi, Ascomycota, Dothideomycetes, Mycosphaerellales, Teratosphaeriaceae.